Colletotrichum phormii is the source of this 2043-nucleotide messenger RNA. RefSeq lists its product as uncharacterized. Bases 1 to 2043 code for a protein of 680 amino acids. Lineage: Eukaryota; Fungi; Ascomycota; Sordariomycetes; Glomerellales; Glomerellaceae. The transcript has 2 exons. The record is from RefSeq and is a predicted model, not a curated record.
AUGUUGACCGUCUAUGCGUCCUUUGAGCAUGCUAGCGCAGCAUGCCAUGUGCAAUUUUUGCCGAGAGUAUCCCUUCAGGAAUCGGUCACUGCAUUGGCUCCUCGGGUCGUGGUCUUGGUCAUUGCAUGCUUGAUCCUUGACGCCAGUGUUUUCGACUUCACGACGAUCCAUGUUCCGGCCACAGUAUUCUUGGGCAUUUCUAAGGCGUUGACAUGGUAUUAUACGGCAAGAACUGCCGAACGCACUUCUUGGCGCAUUGCACCAGCGAUAGGGACAUUCGGAAUCGCGGCAACUCUUGACCCCUUUGCGCAAGCCUCAGAGUUCCAAGCAAUCUCACAUGUGGUGGUGUCGAUACUGGCAUUAGGUAACAUGGCACACCUGGUACCCAAGCCGGCGAAGAGAGUUCCAACACUAUGGGCACUGGCUUUUGCUUCUCUCGGCCCCUACAUCAUCAAUCUCUAUGUCGCCAGAGAUGCACUUUCUACAGCCCACACAUUUGAUGAUUACUCUGAGAAACAUCCUGUGGAGAUUCUCAGCCGAGAAGGAGACAUCAAAUUCCAACACUUGCUGAGAACGCAAUCGACAAACUACACGGCAGUCCAUGCCGAUUACGUUCGUCGAUAUAAGGCGGAACCACCUCCAGGCUUUGAAACGUGGUUUGACUUUGCAAUAGCGAACCAGUCUCCCAUCAUCGACGAUUUCGAUAUGAUAUUUGACGCUGUAUCACCUUUCCUGAAGAUGAGCGGCGAAGACGUCAGUCAAGUAAUGCGCUCGGCUUAUGAAACCACGGGAAGUGAUCUUUGGUUUUGCUCCUAUUCAUCAGCACGAGCUACAACCCAUUGCAAGCACGCAUACCGUACUUUCGACAGAAAUAUUGCGGCUUCAUUCAAUAAGUUGUUGAAGGGACUGGAUCACAGCAAGGUCCCGGAUGUGAAUUUUCUUGCAAAUCACCUUGACGAGCCGCGAAUUCUCCUCCCUUCCCAGGCGGCAAGAAAUGUGGGUGGCCGGCCUUCAUUCGGCAAUGAACGCCUUAAUUUAAAGAAUAUGUCGGGACGACCGGUCGGUAAAGAAAUCACAAAACACUGCUCAGAUCAUGGUAGUCUUGCACCAAAACACACGAGGAGCACAUACGAGACGAACAACUCGACCGUCGAAACCAUUGGUUUCGUGUCAGACCCGUCCAUGGCUGCUGAUCUGUGCCAGAAUCCCCAUCACGUCUCCUUACACGGUCUCAUUGCAAUACCAAAGUCGUUCCGUUUGAUCGAAGGACUGGUGCCUGUCUUAUCCACUGGGGCUCUCUCCUCGAUGGGAGAUAUUGUCUACCCGAGCCCGGCAUAUUUGGAGGACGAAUUCCAGUAUGCCGACGAUCAAGAUAUCGAGUGGGACAAGAAACGAAAUAACGUCUAUUGGGCUGGGUCCAGCACGGGUGGUUUUGCUGCAGAUGGCCGUUGGAAGGAUUAUCACCGCCAAAGAUUCGUGGCUUUGGCACAGAACCUGCAACAGCCCGAGAAACAGCAUCACUCCUACUUGAGACUAGUCAACGGCGUGGUUGAGCGUGUGACCUCAAGCUUUUUGAACAGUCGUCUGUACGACGUCGCUUUCACGAGGUUGUUCCAGUGCCGGAGGACACAAUGCAGAGACCAACACUCGUACUUCAAUGUGAGGUCUUGGGUCGACAAGAACGAAGCGCUCCGCUCACGGCUCGUCUUCGAUCUUGACGGGAACGGUAUCAGCGGGCGCUAUCACAAGCUACUAGCAUCAAAGUCUAUGCCACUGAAGCAGACUCUUCUCCGGGAGUGGCAUGACGAACGUCUCAUGCCUUGGACACAUUAUGUGCCGGUUAGUCUGGGCAUGGAAGAGUUACCUGAGCUUAUUGCAUACUUGACCACGACCGAUAGCGGCCAGGAACGAGCCAGGAGCAUUGCAAUGCAGGGGAGAGAAUGGCAUUCCAGAUCCUUGCGUGAGGUGGACUUUGCGAUUUACAAUUACAGGCUUUUAUUGGAAUUAGCGCGGCUACAAGAUCCUAAACGGAAGGAACAUUGA